AUGACCCUCAACGAUAUCAGAGCUUUUGUAGAAGCCGAGAUCAACGUUCCCCCCUCCGCUCAGCACUUCCUACAAGAUGGCCGACCUGUCACGGACACCACGAAGAGUUUAGCCCAACUGAAUAUCCAGGAAGGAGGCGUUUUGGCGAUGGCGAUUCAGAGCACAAGACCCAGCAGACGUGCCCCCCAACAGCCCGCCGCCGGUCAAUCAGUCCAGAAUCUACAAAGUGGCAAUAAUCCGGAACAAGCGAGGCUGCGGAUUUUGGGAGAUCCAGUUGUUAUGGCCGAGUGUCGACGACAGGAUCCUGAGCUGGCAGCUGCAUGUUCCGACCCUCAAAAGUUUCAAGAUUUGUGGACUGCGAGACAGAGACAGUACGAGCAGGUGCAGCGGGAGAAAGAGGAGCAGUUUGCCUUGCUAGAAGCCGAUCCUUUCAAUGUCGAGGCUCAGCAAAAGAUUGAAGAGAUCAUACGGCAACAACGGGUCGCAGAGAACUUACAGAAGGCGAUGGAGGAGAAUCCGGAGUCUUUUGGCAGGGUCACCAUGCUCUAUAUCGAUGUUACAGUCAACAACGUCCCCAUCAAAGCUUUUGUGGACUCCGGCGCGCAAACCACCAUCAUGUCUCCGUCCGCUGCCGAGCGAUGCGGAAUCCUACGGCUGAUCGAUAAACGCUAUGGCGGCAUAGCAAGAGGAGUGGGCACUGCAACCAUCCUUGGACGUGUACACUCAGCCGAGAUCCAGAUCGGGCAGUACAAUCUGGCCAGUAGCUUUACCGUCAUGGAAGGCAAGGACGUGGACCUACUGCUCGGCCUCGACAUGCUCAAGCGGCAUCAGAUGUGCAUCGACCUCAAGAAAAACUGUCUACGUGUGCAGGAUGACGAGAUACCUUUCCUGCCGGAAAGCGAGAUUCCCAAGAUGAUGGAAGAGAUUCUAGAGAAUGAGCCUAAGGUUGCAGGGCCUAAUGGAAGCACCAUUGGCACAACCACCGGCACCGUCGAGCCACGGACGACAUCGUCAACUAGCGAGCAGUCAAAAGCAGGACCGAGCAGCAGUACUGCGCCGGCGCAAGCCUCCUCCUCCUCACAACCCACAGGAGGGCAUGGUAACUUCGGCCCAUCGCAACCGAUUACCCCCGAAUCAAUUGCCAAAAUCACCGAGCUGGGCUUCUCGCGGGAGGAAGCGAUUGGGGCCUUGAGACAGGUCGACGGCAAUGUCGAAUUGGCCAUUGGACUUCUGAUAUGA
This is a messenger RNA of Capronia coronata CBS 617.96, 1239 nucleotides long. RefSeq lists its product as uncharacterized. Gene Ontology annotation, biological process: proteolysis. Lineage: Eukaryota; Fungi; Ascomycota; Eurotiomycetes; Chaetothyriales; Herpotrichiellaceae. The record is from RefSeq and is a predicted model, not a curated record. Bases 1 to 1239 code for a protein of 412 amino acids. Gene Ontology annotation, molecular function: protein binding; aspartic-type endopeptidase activity. The transcript has 2 exons.